Molecule: messenger RNA, 5013 nt
Organism: Gadus macrocephalus (Pacific cod)
Lineage: Eukaryota; Metazoa; Chordata; Actinopteri; Gadiformes; Gadidae
Gene: brip1
Product: BRCA1 interacting helicase 1
Exons: 26
Coding region: 53-4843 (1596 amino acids)
Biological process (GO): double-strand break repair involved in meiotic recombination; nucleotide-excision repair
Cellular component (GO): nucleus
Molecular function (GO): DNA helicase activity; hydrolase activity, acting on acid anhydrides, in phosphorus-containing anhydrides; DNA binding
Source: RefSeq, a predicted model, not a curated record
AACCUCAAACUCCCAGCUCAGUUCCCUACUAUUGGACAGGACGCAGUUAAACAUGGCUGCUCCCCCAGUGGAGUACACCAUCGGAGGGGUCAAGAUUCAGUUCCCCUGCAAAGCUUAUCCCUCCCAGCUGGCCAUGAUGAACUCGAUUGUUCGAGGGCUUAACCACAGCCAGCACUGUCUACUGGAGAGUCCUACAGGAAGUGGGAAGAGCUUGGCUCUGUUGUGCUCAGCUCUUGCCUGGCAGCAGGCUCAAUACGCCAAACCUGAACCAGGAGGAAGCCCCCAGGAGGGCAAAUGCUGCUCGGAGGAGAAAACACAGGCUGUUUCAAAGGAGUCGGAGGGUGCUACCCCCUGUCAAUGUGGUUGUCACAAUAAGGCUCCCUCUGCCCCAAAACUGCCCACGCCUAAUGUGGUGGACCUCACACUGUCCCCUGAGAAAGUGGUGGUGCAACAUCCAUCACCCCCGCAAAGUGAUACGCUCGUUCCCAAAACUGAGUCGUUUGUCUCGGCUCCUCUGCCACAGACGUCUGUCAGCCCGGACCCUGAGAAAGACGAUGACUUUCAACCAGACAGGAAGCGCCUUCGCACUCCAUCUUCGGAUCAAAAGAGCAGUAAAAGGAAGUGUAUGAACCGGGGCAUCGUGUUCAUUGAUGAUGACCCAGACGAGGAAGACCUGACACAAGUGAACAGGCGCUGGACCAUGGAGGUGAAAAGCCAGGCUGUGUCCACGGAGAUCGCCAGUACUGAAUUCUAUUCCCCACCACACAUGCAGUCCCGCGUGCCUUGCCUCCUGUGCCCGUGCAGCGGCUCUUCGGCCGACGUGAAACAGAAGGAAAAAGAGGCCAAAAAGAAGGUCCCCAAGAUAUUCUUCGGUACGCGUACGCACAAGCAGAUUGCGCAGAUCGCCCAUGAGCUGAAGCGCACGCUGUACUCCGGCGUUCCCAUGACCAUCCUGUCCAGCCGGGACCACACCUGUGUGCACCCUGAGGUGCAGCGCCACUCCAACCGCAACGAGCGCUGCAAGGAGCUGCUGGAAUCCAAGGAUGGCAAGUCGUGCAGCUACUACCACAGCGUCCACAGGAUGCGGGACCAGGCAGUGCUGCAGGGGGUCCACGGGCUGAACCAGGCCUGGGACGUGGAGGACCUGGUGCGAGUGGGCAAACGCAUCCGCGCCUGCUCCUACUACGCAGCCCGCGAGCUGAUGCAGGACGCCCGCAUCGUGUUCUGCCCCUACAACUACCUGCUGGACCCGCUCAUCAGGGAGAGUAUGGAGAUCAACCUGGCCGGCCAGAUUGUGGUGCUGGACGAAGCCCACAACAUCGAAGACUGCGCCAGGGAGACUGCCAGCUACACCUUGGACAACAACCUGUUGAAGAUGGCCAAGGACGAGCUGGACGGCAUGGUCUCCCACAACAUCCGGCAGGCCGAACACAUGCCGCUGCGAAACUUCUGCGCUAGCCUCGGAAACUGGAUACAUGAGAGCAAGAGCUUAAUGUCCGAGAGGGGCUUCGAGACCUCCUGUAAAGUCUGGACUGGCAAGGAGGUUGUGGGCAUUUUUCAUGGCCUUGGCAUUACUGCUGCUACCUUUGGAAUGCUUCAGAAAAACUUGGCAGCAGUGUUGGACAAAGAGGAGCGCGUUGGCUUAGUUAAUGGCAGGGAGGAGACGGUCACCGUGCCAACCAUCAGCGCUGUCCUCAUCUCUGUGCUCAAAAGUCUGUUCAUGGUUCUGGACUACCUCUUCAGAGAGCACUCCAGGUUUGCCGAGGACUACCGGGUGGUCCUGCAGGAGAGCUUCACCUGGACCAACCAGGUCGAGCCCGACGUGCCGGACAACCACGGGUUCUUCGCCCGGCCGCGGGCCCGGCGGAGACAGUCCGCGCGCGUGAAGGCGGCCGUGCUGACGCUGAAUUUCUGGUGCCUCAACCCUGCUGUGUCGUUCUUGGACCUAGGGCAGUCCGUGCGCACUAUAGUGCUCACCUCAGGAACCCUCUCUCCCAUGGCCUCCUUCUCCUCAGAACUGGGGGUCAAGUUUGCCAUCCAGCUGGAAGCCAGCCAUGUCAUCGGCAAGUCGCAGGUGUGGGUUGGUACCAUUGGCUCCGGGCCACAAGGCAAGAAGCUGCUGGCCACAUUCCAGCACACGGAGACCUUCACCUUCCAGGACGAGGUGGGCGGCCUGCUGCUCAACGUCUGCCACGCCGUGUCAAAGGGAGUGCUCUGCUUCCUGGCGUCCUAUAAGAUGCUGGAAAAACUGCGAGAUCGCUGGAUCAACACGGGUCUGUGGGAGAAGAUGGAGGAGAGGAAGACUGUGAUCACGGAGCCCCGCGGCGGCGCCAAGGGAGACUUUGAUGAGCUGCUGCAGCGGUACUACGACGCCAUCCAACACCCAGGGGAGCGAGACGGGGCCUUGCUGAUUGCUGUCUGCAGGGGUAAAGUAAGCGAAGGCUUGGAUUUCACAGACGACAAUGCCAGGGCAGUGGUCACCAUCGGCAUUCCCUUCCCCAACAUCAAGGGCCACCAGGUGGAGCUCAAGAUGAAGUAUAACGAUCAGCACUGCAAAAGUAGGGGUCUCCUUCCAGGCAACCGUUGGUACGAGAUCCAGGCCUACCGCGCUCUAAACCAGGCCCUGGGGAGGUGUAUCCGCCACAAGAACGACUGGGGUGCUCUCAUUUUGGUGGAUGACCGUUUCCGGAAUAAUCCAAAUAAGUACAUCACAGGCCUGUCCAAGUGGGUGCGGCAGCUGGUGCGGCACCACGACACCUUCAACGGGGCUAUGCAGUCCCUGGCCGCGUUCUCCCACUUUCAGCAGGGGGCAGAAGCAACCCACGGCAGCGUCCUCCAGAGCCCGUCGGGAUUUAAGCAGCACCCAGCCAGCCAGCAGUCCCCCCUCGGUCUGGGGGACGGACCGGCGUGUGCCCCCCUGUCCGCAUCGGCCAAGCACGAAGACCCCAGCCACAAGAACACUAAACCCCCUCAGUCUUCAACUGUUGAUCCCAUCAUGUCUGGGAUGGCUGGUGCUAGUGUGAGGGGAGACACUGAAAAGAUGUCUAACACUGAGCCGGCGUGUCCGACCCGCGCACACCACGACACCGAGCCCAGGGCGCAAGCACCGGCCCUGGCGCCUGUGCAUGGCUCCAUGCCUGCGGGCACCCCGUUGAAGAGGCCCCUCUUCAGAGCGCAGAGAGACAUCGCCCGGCCCGACCACCAGCAGCAGUCAGAACCACCUGACCUGGUCGAGGGAAUGGAUGUCCCCAACACGCACCUUCCUCAUCCUCAUGCAGAACCGUGCUCGCGAGGCGAUGCCGGCAAAACCGACUGUUUGUCUGGUGUGCCGGUGGCUGUGAAGGAACUGGCUGCCAUGGCGACCUCUCCCUGCUGUCACGGAGAGCAGCCUCUGGCAGACGGCCGUGAAGGGGAGGACGACGACGACGACGACGAAGAGGAGGAGGAAGACCUAACAAUGUUCUUCACUCCAGAGCUUUUCGAGGACGAGGAUGAUGAGGAAGUGGAGGAGGCCAUGCCUGUGUCCAGGAUAGACGGCCGUGUGAUCCCCAUCAGGCCAGCCCAAGAGACGCUGAGCCUAAGGAAAGAUGUAGAAGAAUGUGCCCCAAACGGCCAUGGAGACGGAGUCGUCUCCAUGGUUGGGGAUAGUGCGGGGUCAGAGCUGACGCUCUGUCACCAGCCUCCGAGAGGCAGCGUGGUCAGCGCCGAGGAGCAGGCCGGGACACCGCCCUGCAGUCAGCAGCAGACAGCAGAGUCCUCAGGUCAGGAGGUGCGAGUGCAGCAGAGGGAGGAAUGUGAGAGUAGGCAGUCAGGCACCAGGGCUAACCGCCUGGCCCGGUCCUCCAGGCAGAGAGCACCCCCGACUCCGUCAGGUGAGCUCCACGUGGGACAGUCCCAUUCAGGGAGGAGCACUCCUCCUCGACAUCGGACCAGAAACAAUCGGAGAAGAAUAUCUCCUGAGCCCAAGCCAGAGGCCCGUGAACAGAGAGACCUGAAGGAGACACGUCUAACGCGGGCUGUACCACAGGUUAAAACUAAACAAACACAGCAGGGCCCCGUCAGACUGCUAGAUGCAUCCCCAGCCCCGCAGGCCGGAGCACGAACCAAGUACACAAGAAAGACCUCCGCUGCCCGGGACGCAAAGCACCAAGAACCACCCACCACUCCUCCCCGCUCCGCCUGCACAGAAUAUGUUAUGGUCACUCCCAAGCAAAUAGGUGUUAAAAUCCAGAGAUCCUGCAGGCCAAAACGUAGGAAACGUUCCACGGGGUCUUCAACGCAAGGGAUUAGCGUUAAGCAAAUCAGUGACCAGGAUCCAUGUUCAUUGGGACUUUACUGCGCUAAAUGUGGAAGAGAACUUCUCCCUGCCAUAGAAGGUCUGAUUCAAAGGGAAGUGUGUGAAUUAAAACCACUGGCUCUUCUGAGUGAAUUCCCAGUUUGGCGUAAUGGAACGAGAUGCCAGUGCCAACGUGCACCGUCUCAGCCCUCGUGGUCACCCAGCUCCACGUUGUUGGUCGUCAAGAGUGAGGCCCAGUUGCAGACGCUGAAGAGCGCUCUGCAGCCCUACUGUGCUGACAGCUUCACCGCAUAUAAUGCCAUCUGGAACCCGGAGCAGUGCUGUGUUGUUCGGUAUCUGCGGUGCAGAGGCUGCACGUGGCCAGACACCCCUUCAGUUGAGACCCCUGAGGCGUGCAUCGCUGCUGAGGUCUGCUACCCGGUUCACCCAGCGCAAGAUCAGAUAUGGUUGUCCCCAGGAGCCGUUUCGUACUGCUCCCGCAUCCACAUUGACAGCAGAGACAAAGAGCAGAGAGGAUCAGGAGCCUCCGUUGACCUGCACCCAUAAACAUGGUACAAUCAAAGGGUGUAUGCAUCACAAUUACUCUAUAGAGGGGCUACUGGACGCCAAUAGCUUGAGCCUUAUUGGCCAGUUUUCCAAUGUGUGUUGUUAGCUCAUUGUUAAGAAAAUUGGUUUUAAAAUAAAUCGCUUGUCACCUUAAAUUUGUUACAAGUGCA